CACUUCUCUUUGAUUUUUUUCUUCUUCUUCGCUUUUUCUUAAUAUCAUUGAAAGCUAGCUUUCAGUGAGUUUCUUAUACUUUCAUAAACGUCAUAUUUGCCAUCCCACCGUGGCCGCAGAAGGCUGAGACGACCGUGCAGUUAUUCCCGGCAAACUAUUACUAUUGAAUAAAGACCACCAUGACAAACCAAAAAAUUUGCUUCAACUUUGCGAGAGACGGUAAAUGCAGAUUUCGAUACUGCAAAUUCUCCCACGAUGUCGCCGGACGAAUCAAUUCCAAUCGGCGGACCGAACAAAAGCCUGAGCCGCCCAGCAGCGAGCGAGAUUUCCGCGCUUGGAGGAAAGGCAUCCCGCUGCAAAUAUCGGAUGCCCGCCCUCUGGGCAGUCAACUGGGGUCCUUCUUCAAAGAGGCAAGAAGACUAAUCGAAGAGGAUGAUGGUAUCCUUCAAGAGGUCAUUCGAUCCCUGUCUGGGGAGAUGGGACUGAAGCGCAUCAAAGAACUUGUCCAGAGGGAUUUUGAUAAAAUGUCGUCUUCGGAAAAGAGUACUGCUUUUAUAAAUCAGAUGCUCCCAUUUUUCGAGACAGUCACCCAUCGCUACGUCCUCGAUUCCUUGAUCCUGGAACAAGCAGUUGGAACCAUCUAUAACGUUCUCUUUGGGAUGUCUGGCAGCCGGGCUGUUGUCUUGCUUGGAUUCCUCGCAGAUGUUUUGCAGUCGGAGAGUGAAAGAAUGACGGAUGUAGAGAUCAGUCAUCUCGAGAUUUCACUCCUAGUCUUCCGGCAGAUCGUUGAGUUGAACUCUGUAGCAUUUGCCAACAAUGCCUUGGAGUCCGUGGCUGUGAAAUUCGAAACCAUUUUCAAGGAUUUGUCAUUGUCGCAAACAACAAGUUCGCUACACGAUGCCCGGAUACAUCUUGAACGGAUUCUGCGUCGACUAGAUAUCGGCAGCACACUCCCAGUUGCUGAUGAUAUACGUCAGAUCGCCCGGGAAAAGAACUCCAUUCCCUCGUUCAUCGCAAAAUGCGACACUCCGGGAGGACGCCACGACAACGACUCUGCGGAUAUAUGCGACAUCAAAAUCAUGCCUACGUUCAAGGAAAUCAUGUCAAUCCGCUCUGAGUACCUCCCAGUAAAAGACCCUGGGCAGUGGCACAUAGGUGGCCUCGCUGGUCUCCUCGACAGAAAUUUUCGACUUCUCAGGGAAGAUACAGUUGGUCAACUGAGAGAUGCGGUCCACAUCUUGUUAAGACCAUCUAAAAACCAGGCAGUGCGAACUAAUCAGCUCAAGACGUAUGCAUACCGCAAUAUCUGUGUAGUGGCUCUUCACUUCGAUCGGUUCGCGGGUCUACAAUUCGUUGUCCAAUUCAGCCAACCGGCAAAUGUCCAGAGCAUGAGUACGCAGCAGAGACAAGAAUGGUGGCAGCAGUCGAAACGCCUCCAGGCAGGUGCGCUCGUGUGCCUUGCUGAAACUGGUGGAGAUGACAGUGGAAAUGCAAUCUUUUGCACUAUUGCUGAGGCGCCAAGGUCGAGGCCGAGCCAGCCUCAACCGAAGAACCUGGCGUCGCUCUGGGAAAAGAGGGAUAAUGCCACAGUGACAUUAGAUAUGGUUGAGCCUAAGGAUGACGACGUACAAUAUAUCCUCAAUCGCUACCGGCCUCGUGGCGCACUGUCUUCGCUGUCCCUAGUGGAGUUCCCUGGCAUACUCUUGGCCGCAUUUGAGCCAACACUUCGAGCUCUCCAGAGGAUGAAGCGAAGCGCGGAUUUGCCAUUCUCGAAGCUCCUUGCUCCCAUGGAUGCUGGGGAAAAAAUAGAGAAUGCCGAAGUGCUGCAACCACCAGCGUAUGCCACCCGGCCAGGGUUUAGAUUUGACUUGAGCAGUUUGAUGAAGGAUGGUACGCGGCUGGAAAUUAGCCCGGAUCAGCCUGUUGACAUCAAGAAGCUACAGGAUCAUUCGACUCUGGACAAUGCACAGGCUGUGGCAUUGGUGAACGCUCUUCAGCGUAGCAUCGGACUUAUACAGGGCCCACCAGGUACAGGUAAAAGCUACACUGGUGUCGCUCUCAUUGAAGUGCUUCUGGCAAACAGAGCCAAAGCAGGAGCUCACAUUGGGCCAAUUAUUUGCGUCUGUUACACGAAUCAUGCGCUAGACCAGUUACUUGAGGAUCUGCUGACGAAGAAUAUUACUACACAAAUUAUCCGCAUCGGGGCACAGUCAAAGUCGGAGCUCGUGGACCCAUAUAACCUGCGUAAAUUAGUUGCUAAGGCGACCAAAACGAAGGCCGAAAAACAAGUGCAGUGGCAGUUUCACAAAAAGCUUGAUGAAUUGGAGGACGGUUUCAAAAAUCUGCGACUGGACUCAGAAGGCUCAUAUGGAAAUUUGAAGUUCUUUCUCCGAAGAUCCAGUCCCCGACAUUAUUCGCAACUUUUCGCGAAGGAUAAGGAGGGUUUUGCAGAAGUGGAAGCCAAAAGAGGAAGUAAAUUCAAGCAAUGGAUCAAUGCAGGAGGCAGGUCAUUUAAAAAAGUACCGCGGUCUAUAGCCGUUCUCCAGGAUGUUCACCUCGACGAAACGUCGGCAGAGGAGCGGAAAAUACUCUACAACGAUUGGCUUACAAAGAAUAGAGUGGAGCUGCAUGCAAACGCAAAGGAUUUGCUUCAGGAACAGCGAAAAUCGAAGGAAUGGCUCAACAACAUCAAUAAUGAAGUCGACUUCCGAUGUCUCCGUGAAGCACAUGUAGUCGGGGUAACGACCACGGGUCUUGCUCGUAACCUCAGGAUGCUUCAGCGGUUGAAACCAAAAGUUGUGCUGUGUGAAGAAGCUGGUGAAGUUCUCGAGGCCCAUCUUCUGACGGCUCUGUUGCCCUCGGUUGAGCAUGCUAUCUUAAUUGGUGACCAUAUGCAGCUUCGUCCUCAGGUUCAGGAUUUUAAUCUUUCUCGAGAGGAUCACAAAGGAGGUGAGAAGUACUCGUUAGAUACUUCGCUUUUUGAAAGACUGGUGGAUCCUGAUGAUAGCUCUGGGGUUCGGAUUCCUUUCAGCACACUCCAGACCCAGCGCCGAAUGCACCCGUCAAUCGCCCAGCUGGUCAGAGACACAUUGUAUCCCUGCCUGGAAGAUUCGCCGUUCGUUUCGGAAUAUCCAGAAGUGUUUGGGAUGCGGAGGAGGCUAUUUUGGCUGGAUCAUCAACGUCCAGAAGGGAACACUUCGAGCAAGGACGCCGGGGGAACAUCAUACUGGAAUGAACAUGAGAUUGAGAUGACAACAGCGCUGGUCAAUCACUUAAUUCGUCAAGGCUCCUACCAAAGUGGUGAUAUUGCUGUGCUGACUCCAUAUCUCGGCCAACUUCACCGGCUCCGGCGCAAGCUCAGUGGGUCUGUUGCUAUUGUUCUUGGUGAGAGAGAUCAGGAGGAACUAGAUAAGGCGGGAUUGAACGCAGAUGAUGCAGGACAGCAUGCCCCCAUCGCGAAGGCCAGUGUCCUACAGACACUUCGAGUUGCCACGAUUGACAAUUUCCAGGGCGAGGAAGCCAAAGUGGUGGUAAUAUCGCUGGUGAGGAGCAACGAGCAGAAAAAUUGUGGCUUCCUCCGGACCUCGAACAGAAUCAAUGUAUUACUCUCACGCGCCAAAUAUGGAAUGUAUAUCAUUGGCAAUUCAUCGACUUCGAGCCACGUGCCCAUGUGGGCGGACGUUAUAAAUAUUUUACAACGGAAUGGAAACUUUGGAAACAGUCUUGAUCUGCAAUGCCCACGUCACCCGGACACUCCUAUCUCGGUGUCAGACCCGGACCACUUUGUGCAGUUCUCUCCAGAGGGAGGCUGCAAUCAGCGCUGCGUGAACCGACUGAAAUGCGGCCAUGCUUGUAAACAAAAGUGCCAUUCAGCCAUACUUCACGACGCAGUGUACUGCCAAGAAAAGUGCUUGAGACAGCUGAAGGGAUGCGAUCAUCCAUGUCCUAAGUUCUGUGGAGAUUCCUGUCCAAAGGCAUGUCAGGUGAAAGUUUAUCAGGCAGAUCGAAGAUUGGGAUGUGGACACCUCGCUCAGGAUCUUCCCUGCUGGCAGGCACAGGAACCUUCUCUUGUUUUGUGCUCGCAACCUGUUCAAAAGCAGGUUACAGCAUGCAACCACGCACUUACACUUGCGUGCCAUAUCAACGUCUGCAGUCCAAAGUUCAGAUGCUCCGCCCUAUGCCAAUCUACCCUGCCUUGUGGUCAUACAUGCAAGCGCUCUUGUUCGAAUUGCACUGUUCGCAAGGCUGACAAUACCGUCAAUGUUGACCAUGGUAUAUGCCUUCAGAAAUGCGGUCGACAGUAUUCUACAUGUGCCCAUGUCUGCCGCACACUCUGCCAUGGGUCAGACCCAUGUCCUCCAUGUCAGGCUGAUUGUGACGUACAAUGUGCUCACUCGAAAUGCUCCAAAAAAUGUUGCGAGCCCUGCGCACCUUGUGCUGAAUCGAAAUGCCUCUCCUCCUGUCCACACAGUGAGUGUUCAUUGCCUUGCGCUGCUCCCUGCGACAACAUCCCUUGCUCUCGUCGUUGUGAGAAACUGCUUUCCUGUGGCCAUCAGUGUCCCUCGGUUUGCGGAGAGACAUGUCCGCUGCCGGUAUUUUGUCAAAUCUGUGCAAACCAGGGUAUCAAGGACCGCGAAGUCGAUUUUAUUUUGUCGCAGUCCUACCACGAGAUCAACCUAGAUGAAAAUCCAUGCAUCUUUCCUCGCUGCGGUCACUUUUUGACAGUUGAAAGCAUGGAUGGCCAGAUGGAUAUGAAGAAAUACUACCUGAUGGAUGAUGCAGAUGAGAAGCCAAUCGCUAUUGCAUCGUCAUCGGAGCCUUUUUCGGUCGACGACAUCAAGAGAUGCGCCACGUGUCGAGGCUCCCUGAGGGAUAUUUCCAGGUACGGCCGCUUAGUGCGUCGUGCCAUUCUAGACGAGUCAACGAAGAAGUUCAUUUUGUACGUUAAUAGAGAAUAUGUGCCCCUAGCUCAAGACCUGCAACGGCAUUUGGGAUCGCUCCAAGCAAUCGAGCGCGGGACAGGAAUGCUCCUCUCAUCAAUACUACUAGUGCUCCAGGAGGAGAAUAAUAACACUGUCCGCAUCGACGGUUCUCUUCAUGACCAAUUCAAGCUCAUGGACGGGCUUGUUCGAAAGUACUGCCCGAAACGCUGGGAUGCACUCUCCAAACUACGUGGUCGCAUUGUGAGAUACUACAGGGCAGUCGAGGUCGAAGAGCAACCUUUCAAUCGUGUCCGAGAUCUUGUAGAAGCGGUGCGCAGAACCAAGCAGGUAACCGGGAAAUUCGAAUUUGACGAGACUAUCCUGCAGACCAAAGGUCUCCUUCUCGCCGCUGCGCUCUUGAUUCGUCUGGACAUUGCCUUACUGGGCGACUUUCUGUCCCUCUGUAACAAGCAAUGGAACACUAUCGGGUCAAUGACAGGGUGCGAGCUUUCCGUCAAUUUGCAGGCAAACAUGACCGCCUGCAAAGCGCUUAUCGACAUGGCAGCCAAAUCAAACCGUGUUCCCCAGCAGGUCGAAGGCUCCAUCUUUCUAGCUCAGCUCUGCGCCUUGCAGCGACCAUAUCUCAGCGACCUGAAAGACAGCGAGCAAUAUCUCGAGCAAGGACGAAAUGCUCUGGCUACCGCGAGAGACUUGUGUCGCAGGUAUCCAGGGCAGACAUCCGGGCUAUCUGGCGAGAUUGAUAAUGCAGAAAAGAUGCUGAGCGGAUCCACCUUCUACACUGCUGUCACGAAUGAAGAACGCGCGGCUGUGAUUGCCGCCAUGGCUCGCGAGUUUCGGGGCACCGGUCAUUGGUAUUAUUGCCAGAAUGGUCAUCCCUUUACAAUAGGUGAAUGCGGAGGCGCCGUGCAGCUGUCAACAUGUCCGGAGUGUGGCGCGCCUGUUGGGGGCGAGGAUCAUCGUACGGCGGAUGGAGUGACGCGUGCGGGGGAUUUGGAGGACCAAUUGACUAGAUUGGCUAUUUAA
Molecule: messenger RNA, 5966 nt
Organism: Xylona heveae TC161
Lineage: Eukaryota; Fungi; Ascomycota; Xylonomycetes; Xylonales; Xylonaceae
Product: putative NF-X1 finger and helicase domain protein
Exons: 2
Coding region: 180-5966 (1928 amino acids)
Biological process (GO): regulatory ncRNA-mediated heterochromatin formation
Cellular component (GO): nucleus; nuclear RNA-directed RNA polymerase complex
Molecular function (GO): helicase activity; zinc ion binding
Source: RefSeq, a predicted model, not a curated record